Molecule: messenger RNA, 1635 nt
Organism: Soboliphyme baturini
Lineage: Eukaryota; Metazoa; Nematoda; Enoplea; Dioctophymatida; Soboliphymatidae
Source: the annotation of a GenBank genome assembly
AUGCGUGGUUUGAGCAUGCAUUCCAAGGAUGGAGACUACAGCAGCGUGUCAUCUAGCGAGACAGUCCAACUGAACUGUAUGAAUGUGAAUAAGGCGCUACUGUUGGCCAUGAGAUGUGAACGUCUGGCCGCAUGUCAGAGCUGUGAUGUCAGAACGUCAAAGAUGAGUGUCAGAGAUUUGGCAUUACGUCCUUGCAAACUCUCCGCCAAGUGGGCUAUGCCCUCUACUUCAUCGUCGAUGGAAGGGCCCUAUGUUGAUAGGACGAAGUUCAUUCAUUGUGUGAGAACAGCUGAAACAAAACUCUUGAAAAGCUUUCCUGAUAUACCGGCCGACGAAGGAUCGCUUCUUCGGCUAUACGAGGGCAGUCGAGAAGUUCUUGACCUGAUGUACGACACGAUUCUAAAGAACGACUUUUGUGGAUGCACUGAACAGGAAAUUCAGGUUAUUAUUGGUCAGGAAAACGAGAGAAAACGCGCGUUAGAGUUUCUCCUUAACUCAGGGUUAGUUGCAAUUGUCGGUAUUCACUCUGCCCGAUACGUGGGUAUGAGGUUCAUUGACAAAUGGGCGGUUAAAUCGUUCAGGUUCAAGGACGUUCUGAGCACGACUACUUUAGAGGCAUGUGAUCCAGUCACACAGUCAGACAACGAUACCCUUGUUUCAGACAAAGACGACAAAAUUUGCGAGAUGGUGCGAUUCUUGCCUCGACCUUGGGUCAGACCAGACGGCAGUCUCAAUCGCUCGAUGUUGAGGUGGUGCGCUGAAGGCAUAUUUUUUCGGAUUCUGGAAGCUCCUGGUGCGUUGGAAACGUAUAUCACGGAGGAGUUUUCGACGAUUCUCAAUAACUGGGUGAUAUCCACCAAUUUUCCGAUGAACGCUCCAUCGGAAGAAAGUCAGCUGAGCACUGCUGUACGCAGUGGCGUCGAAGAUGACGACGUUUUCAGCGAAACUUUCGUGCCAGCAGCUGCAGGGACUGACCGAAUUAAAGCCAUUUUCACCAGAGAUGUACGGAAUAUUCCGUCGUUUGAAAUGUCCAUGCUGAAGAACAUCGGAUUCGGUUCUUUCUUCGUUGCAACACUCGUCGGAGGCACCGCCGAUAUUCCAUUCGCGGCCGAGCGUUUCAAAUCACAACACUCUUAUUCGUUGUUCGUCAGUCAACGUGACGCCGCUUCUCGCCUGAACAACUACAUGUUUUUGUCGUUUUGGAGGUAUGGUGCACGGCUCGGAUUUCGCUGUUGUUAUUUCAGCGUGGCAUACCUCCUCGUCGCUUCGCUGCUGGCUGCCUACAGAAAUAAGUUGAAAGCUUACGACUUUAUCAUUGGCGGAGCUGUGUCAGGAGCAGUUUAUCGAUGUAAUAUGGGGUUGCGAGGAAGCCUGGUGACCGGCCUCGCAGGCGCCUGUUUAUCUGCACCAUUAACUUUGCUCUUCUAUUCUGUUCUGAUCUGUUCCGGAUACAAGGACUUCGAUGGUUUCUAUAAAAACUGUCGUCAGGAAUAUUAUCGUUCAGCGGUACAGAAGAAAAAGGAAAAGUUGGAAAUCGAUUUCAUCAAGAAACAGUACAACUUGUCGAACUCUGAAGCCAUUGCCUUGUAUAAGAAGCUGCAGACGCAGAAAACGACUGAUAAGGAGAAUGCCUGA